UAAAAUAAUUCAUAAUAGAUUUUAUCAUCAUCAUCAUCAUCAUCAAUAUCAUCAUUCCAAACAAAAUUAGUCCAGAAUUUUUGGUUUCUAAAUUAUUUUUCUCAUACAUAUAAGUGAUAUUUCAAAUUCGAAUCUUUAUUGUAUUUUUUGAGCUCAUCAUUUGUGGAACAAAAAAAAAGACUAAUCAAUAAACAAACAAAAAAAACAAUGUCAACAUCGGGUGAUUUCGGUAAUCCAUUACGUAAAUUUAAACUUGUUUUUCUUGGUGAACAAAGUGUUGGAAAAACAUCACUGAUAACACGUUUCAUGUAUGAUACAUUUGAUAAUACCUAUCAAGCAACUAUUGGUAUUGAUUUCUUAUCGAAAACAAUGUAUCUUGAAGAUAGAACGGUUCGAUUACAACUAUGGGAUACAGCUGGGCAGGAACGAUUUCGUAGCCUAAUUCCAAGUUAUAUACGUGAUUCUACCGUAGCCGUUGUUGUUUAUGAUAUAACAAAUGCAAAUUCUUUUCAUCAAACAUCCAAAUGGAUUGAUGAUGUACGAACUGAACGUGGUAAUGAUGUUAUUAUAAUGUUAGUGGGCAAUAAAACCGAUUUACAAGAUAAACGACAAAUACCAGCCGAUGAAGGUGAGAAAAAGGCUAAAGAAUUGAAUGUUAUGUUUAUUGAAACGAGCGCCAAAUCCGGUUAUCAAGUUAAACAGUUGUUUAGAAGAGUUGCAGCCGCAUUGCCCGGUAUGGAAGCAAAUGAAAAAACGAAAGAAGACAUUGUUGAAGUGGAUCUUAAAGAUGCACCAAAUGAAAUUUCACAGCAAGAAAGCCGUUGUAGUUGCUAAUGUUGAAUGUUUUUUUUUAUCUAUGGAAUUUCAUUACAUAAUGAUGCAUGUUUUAAAUGGAAUGAAAAUUUUUUUUUUUACUGUUGUUGCUGAUUCAUAUAUUUCCUUAGAAACAAAAAAAAAAAAUUAAUUCAUUGCACCUUUUUUCAAUUUCAAUUACACUCACACAAACUACCAACCUUCUGAUUACAAUAUACCUGUAUCUUUUUUCUCUUUUUUUAUUUUGAUUUGAUGGUAUUUUCCCAUUAGCCGAAUUCCUUGGUAUUUUGAUUUGCAUGAGUUUAUAAUAUAUAUUUAGUGUUUAAGAGCAAAACUGGCAUGUUAUUUUAUCAUCAUUGUUAUUGAUAAGUACGUGUGAUAAAAUCAAAAAUCUAAUGAUCGAAACGAAAAAAAAUGA
Messenger RNA from Dermatophagoides farinae (American house dust mite), 1231 nucleotides. It is a transcript of the gene Rab6, whose product is annotated as RAS oncogene family member Rab6. Gene Ontology annotation, molecular function: GTP binding; GTPase activity. The record is from RefSeq and is a predicted model, not a curated record. Lineage: Eukaryota; Metazoa; Arthropoda; Arachnida; Sarcoptiformes; Pyroglyphidae.